UCCAACUGAGGCAUUUCAAACUGGACUCUAGUAACUGUGUGCGAAACAAAAGAAGUCGCAACUCUACUUACGCAAUUAAAUACCUACUAUACACUUAAUUUUUGAAAAAUGGCCAAAUUUGUUUAUGUUUUCGCAGUUCUUGCUCUCAUGGCUGUUAGUGCAAACGCACUAAAAUGCUACGAGUGUCCCUUGGGAUGUGAAGGAGACGAUAAGUCCAAAUGGCAAACGCAAGACUGUGGAGGAGCUUCAGCUACAGGACAGGAAAAGGUCUGCUUAAAACAGGUUAUAAAAGGAACAGGAGGCAAAGACAGGGUUGUCAGGAAAUGCGCACUGCCAGCAGCUGGAAAGAAAUUCGAAUGCGUCGAUGCUCCUGGAGAGAAAACCACCCUUUGUGAAACCUGCACAACCGAUUUGUGUAAUUCAGCUGGAUCUGUCACCUUCAGCUUCCUUGCACUCGCGAGUGUGAUUGUUCCUUUCUUGGCUACAAGAUUGCACUAGCCAGUUAAAUUAUGUAUAUAGCUACAUAAGAAAAUUAUUGAUGUACACAAUGUGUUUUUCGUUUGGGAAAUCAGUCCGAAAUAUUCCGUUCAUAAUAAUUAUUGUUUUUAUUUUGUAACGUUCGCAUUAUUUUUCAGUUGAGUUAUUUAUGUAUUUCAAUAUAUGGUUAAUAGAUUUAUACAUUA
Molecule: messenger RNA, 683 nt
Organism: Coccinella septempunctata (seven-spotted ladybird)
Lineage: Eukaryota; Metazoa; Arthropoda; Insecta; Coleoptera; Coccinellidae
Exons: 3
Coding region: 109-498 (129 amino acids)
Biological process (GO): positive regulation of voltage-gated potassium channel activity; sleep; regulation of synaptic transmission, cholinergic
Source: RefSeq, a predicted model, not a curated record